AAUUUUUGUAAUGGCGUCGAUCUCGUGUUCCUGCUGACGCCAAUUCCUCGUACACUGAUAAAAAACAAUAGUUAAUAGUUAAUUUAUUAAUUUAGCUGAUUACAUUUAUCACAAAAUCUGUUAAUUACCUCGAGGAACAUUCCGAAACUUUUAUUUAACCUGAAUGAGUACCAAAUUAACUCUGAGAGAUAAAAAUAUAAAUAUACAUAAAUUAAUGCCUGGAAUUGACAAGUGUAGAAGAUAUUAAUGAAAAAAAAAAUAAAUUCCAUGGUAAUUCAGUUUAUUUUUAUUUUUGUUAAUUAAAUACGUCAAAACGAAAAUUAAAAUGCCUCUCGGAAACCAUGUAACGAUGAUACCUUUGGACGAGAUGUCUCGAGGACAACCAGGUGGCAAUGGUGGUGCUAACAGUCCGCCUCAGAACUGUAUGAAAGUAUUUAUCCAGCGGGAUUACAGCCAAGGAACUAUGGUCAAAUUCCAGACCAGGUUUCCUCCUGAAUUAUCUGAUAGACUGGACAUUGAGUCAUUCGAGUACACAAUAAACCAACUAAACAACUACUUCGCAGAAGCGGAGCGCGCAAGUUGUUCAACGUACUGCGAGGGUUGCCUGGCGUGCCUGACCGGGUACCUGAUCUACAUCUGUACAGAAACGCACUACGAAAAGUGCCUAAGGAAGGUCGCGAAGUUCAUCAGCGAGCAGAACGACCGCGUCUACAGGCCGCGAGGCCUCCUUCUGACUGACCCAACGACCCGGGGACUCAGACUUAUAGAAAUUUCGGUCCUGGACCGGCCGCCCUCGUGACUGCAUGUCAGCCGAUCCACCGAAUUUUUUAUGUGACCUCCAAACUAACAAUCUAACUUUUUUUUUUACU
Cotesia glomerata is the source of this 869-nucleotide messenger RNA. Its product is annotated as golgin subfamily A member 7. The transcript is spliced from 3 exons. Lineage: Eukaryota; Metazoa; Arthropoda; Insecta; Hymenoptera; Braconidae. Gene Ontology annotation, biological process: peptidyl-L-cysteine S-palmitoylation; protein targeting to membrane. Gene Ontology annotation, cellular component: palmitoyltransferase complex. Bases 326 to 799 code for a protein of 157 amino acids. The record is from RefSeq and is a predicted model, not a curated record.